AUGUCAUCUCCUAUCAAGAUAUCAGAUACAGGAGAAUCAUAUAUCCCCUUAAAAGUCCCCUCUCGCCUUGGAGUCAAUGAGGAGGGUGACCUACGGUUGACACCAUGGAAGGAAGAUGAUCUGGAUGAUCUCAUCGAAUUGUUCAAUCUUCCCAACAUAGAAAACUGGGGCAGGGGUCGACCUUCACCAUUCACUCGAUCCGACGCAGAGGACCUCAUACCUGAAAUCCAAUCCCACCUUUCCUUCAACCUUUCACCUUCCCUCUCGACAUAUCCCAAAACGCGUGUCAGGUUAUCUCCCCUUGGGGCAGUUCGUACCGAGCAAGGUAAAGUGAUCGGUACAAUGGGUGUCAAACCUCCUUUAAAACCCGAAUCUGAAUGGGAAGUCACGUAUAACGUCCAUGAUGAUUAUGCCGGGAGGGGUAUCGGUAAUGCCAUGGUGGGAGUUGCUGUAGAUUUGGCUAGAUGGUUAGGAAUUGAAAGAUUGAUAGCUCACACGGAAAGAGGUAAUUUAGCUUCCAACCAUAUCCUACGGAAGAACGGGUUCGUCAUACAGGCAGAGAUAAUGGUAGAGUGGCCUGAGCAUAGAGGGGGAGGACAAAAGGAGGCGUACGAGUGGGUUAUAGAUCUAUAG
Kwoniella botswanensis is the source of this 633-nucleotide messenger RNA. RefSeq lists its product as uncharacterized. Gene Ontology annotation, molecular function: acyltransferase activity, transferring groups other than amino-acyl groups. NCBI's taxonomy places the organism in Eukaryota, Fungi, Basidiomycota, Tremellomycetes, Tremellales, Cryptococcaceae. The record is from RefSeq and is a predicted model, not a curated record. The transcript has 4 exons. Bases 1 to 633 code for a protein of 210 amino acids.